Molecule: messenger RNA, 507 nt
Organism: Salvia splendens (bonfire salvia)
Lineage: Eukaryota; Viridiplantae; Streptophyta; Magnoliopsida; Lamiales; Lamiaceae
Exons: 1
Coding region: 1-507 (168 amino acids)
Source: RefSeq, a predicted model, not a curated record
AUGGGCAAUGUAGCAAUGUGUGCUCCUUCAAUCAUCAGCACCAAUGAAGUAAAAAUCCUCUGCAGCGACGGCAGAUUGCUGGUCUACACAAGGUCACCAAUCAAAGCAGCAGAAAUCAUGCUUGAGUUUCCCGGGCAGUUCCUGUGCGAAUCCGGUCAGCUGAAAGUCGGGCAGCGAGUGCCCGGCGUUUGCGCGGAGGAAGAGCUGGAGAGCGGGCAGGUCUAUUUCCUUCUGCCUAUGGAAAUGCUAUACUCCGUCCUCACCGAGGAAGAGCUCAAGUUUCUGACGCACAAGACGACCAAAGGAAUGAAGCAUGCUGCAGCCUCAAAUUUCUCCAAGAUUUUUCCUGAAUUUAACUGUCUGUUUCCGAGUGGCUCAGACGACAAUGGUGUGGAGGAGUUUGAUGUAGUUGGUGGUGGUGAUUCGAUGCUGCAAGUUGGGAGGUUUUCAAGGCAAAGAUCGUGGCAGCCUGCAUUGGAAACCAUUGUUGAAACCCCUCAUUCUUGA